Trichomycterus rosablanca is the source of this 656-nucleotide messenger RNA. RefSeq names its product kinocilin (gene kncn). Lineage: Eukaryota; Metazoa; Chordata; Actinopteri; Siluriformes; Trichomycteridae. The record is from RefSeq and is a predicted model, not a curated record. The transcript is spliced from 6 exons. Bases 68 to 505 code for a protein of 145 amino acids.
CUUCUGCCAAUCCAGUGCUGCUCCGUUCCCCUCCAAAGGCCUGUUUCGGGUGUAUCUGUGGGUGUGAAUGAACGCCGUCAGUAUUGGGGAGUACCAUGGGCUGCGGGUGGGCUCAGCCCUGCUCAGUAUCGUAUCGGGCUGCAUCAUCAUCGGCGUGUCGAAGGACUGUGGCGCCGACGCUGUGGGGGGUCUUUUCCUGGGAGCAGGAGGACUAGGUCUCCUGAUCUCGGUGUACCCCUUCAUCAAAACCUGGCUAAAUGUCCAUCACAUCCUGCCCAACAUAGGAAAUUUUAGAAUUCACCCAAUGGGGCCGACCCCAGCACCAGUACCAGCACCAGCACCAGAACAGCUGUCUGACGUGCUCAGAAGAGAAGGUACUCAGGUUCAGAUGGAGCGCUCCAAGAGCCGGAUGGGGACGUUUGUGGACGCUGGAGCUGCCGCACCCGAGAGCUCGCAGGAAGACGGACCCUCUGCAGACGUUCCAGAUAUUUUGGGCCGGUCGUAAAAUCACACCCUAGGAUCAAGACCUUCCUUAAGCACAGUCCAUGAACCAUCUCAAGGAACAGAGACAUUCUGACUGUCAUAAAUCACUAUUGUUUGAUAUUAAUGAAGCUAAAAUUGUGUUUUGGAAUAAACGAAACACCAGUGGUUACACG